Molecule: messenger RNA, 1075 nt
Organism: Spodoptera litura
Lineage: Eukaryota; Metazoa; Arthropoda; Insecta; Lepidoptera; Noctuidae
Product: lewis-type alpha-(1,3)-fucosyltransferase-like
Cellular component (GO): membrane
Molecular function (GO): fucosyltransferase activity
Source: RefSeq, a predicted model, not a curated record
GUUAUUUAGGUGAAGGUAGAAAGGCGUUCAUUGAAAAAGGUUGUCCUCAUACAAACUGUUUUGUCACGGGGAACAGAACGUUGUUGCAAAACAUAACAGAGUUUCAUGCGAUAGUAUUUCAUUUAAAAGACAUAAGACCACCGAUUUUUGUUCGCGUUUCAUUCAAGCAUUGGCCCUUUCCAAAGCUCCGUAAGCCACAUCAGAAAUAUAUAUUUACUAGCAAGGAGUCCGAAAAGUACUAUCCGCUAUGUAACAAGAGAUUCCAGAACUUUUUCAAUUGGACUUGGACUUAUAAAUUGAAUUCUGAUCUAAGUUUUAAUUACAUAUCUGUGUGGGACAAGUAUGGCAAUGUUAUAGGACCGAAACAAGAAAUGCAUUGGAUGAAGGUGGCGGACAUGGACCCAAUAAACGAUACGUUAAAAAAAAUAUUGAGGACGAAGACGAUAGCAGCUGCGUGGUUUGCAUCGAAUUGUGAUGCUCCAAAUGGAAGGUCUGAGGUUGCCAGAACUCUGCAAAUUGAACUGAAAACGUAUAAUAUGCGGUUGGACAUAUAUGGUGACUGUGGAGAGAUGAAGUGUCCAAGAUCUAAUAUGGAUAAGUGCCUGCGCAAACUACGAAAUGAUUACUAUUUCUAUCUGGCUUUUGAGAAUUCGUUCUCAGUAGACUAUGUGUCAGAAAAGUUAUUAUGGGCUCUCAACAAUUACGCAGUGCCGGUGGUGUACGGCGGUGCCAAUUACACAAGGUUUAUGCCAGAUGGAAUGUAUUUAUCAGCGGUUGACGUGCCAGUCAAGGAAUUGGCAAAAAAAAUGGCGAACAUUAUACUUCAUAAAAAUGCAUAUUACGAAUUCUUCAAAUGGCAUAAUCACUAUUCAUUUCACACUGAUGUUGAUUCCGUGGAAAGUGAUAGUUACUGCAGAUUCUGUGAAGCAAUUACCAAUGAAGAAAAACUGAAAGAAACUAGUAUUUAUAAGGAUAUUGGCAAAUGGUGGAGCCCACAUGUAUGUCGUUAGCUAAUGUCAUGGCACAAAGAAAUUGUUAAUCUACACGUAUGUCGUACCGACAAAUAUAAUUACAA